This is a messenger RNA of Naegleria fowleri, 282 nucleotides long. RefSeq lists its product as uncharacterized. Gene Ontology annotation, molecular function: RNA binding. Bases 1 to 282 code for a protein of 93 amino acids. The record is from RefSeq and is a predicted model, not a curated record. NCBI's taxonomy places the organism in Eukaryota, Heterolobosea, Eutetramitea, Acrasida, Naegleriidae. The transcript has a single exon.
AUGAACAACUUGCCAAGAGUCUUUGUUUCUAACAUUGCUUUCUCCACUACAUGGAUGGCUCUCAAGGAACACUUCUCCAAAGUCGGUGCCGUUAAAUUUGUUAAAAUCUUUGAAGACCGUGAAACUAAGAGACCAAGAGGUACUGGAUAUGUUACUUUUGAAUCACCAGAAGCUGCUAAAAAGGCUGUUGAAACCUUGAACGGAACUGAACUUGAAGGAAGAAAUAUUGUGGUGAGAGAAUAUAUUGAGAGACCACCAAAGACUACUUCUGAACAAGAGUAA